Lodderomyces orthopsilosis Co 90-125 is the source of this 180-nucleotide messenger RNA. It is a transcript of the gene NOP10, whose product is annotated as snoRNP complex protein. Gene Ontology annotation, molecular function: box H/ACA snoRNA binding; telomerase RNA binding. The transcript has a single exon. Bases 1 to 180 code for a protein of 59 amino acids. Gene Ontology annotation, cellular component: box H/ACA snoRNP complex; box H/ACA telomerase RNP complex. Gene Ontology annotation, biological process: positive regulation of telomerase RNA localization to Cajal body; rRNA pseudouridine synthesis; snRNA pseudouridine synthesis. The record is from RefSeq and is a predicted model, not a curated record. Lineage: Eukaryota; Fungi; Ascomycota; Pichiomycetes; Serinales; Debaryomycetaceae.
AUGCAUUUGAUGUACACUUUAGAUGCUGAAGGCAAAAGAAUAUACACUUUGAAGAAAACCACUGAAUCUGGUCAAAUUACAGAAUCAGCUCACCCCGCUAGAUUUAGUCCUGAUGAUAAGUAUUCAAGACAAAGAGUUACUUUGAAGAAAAGAUUUGGAUUAUUGCCAACGCAGAACUAG